AUGCAUAUCACAGAGUCUCAAACUCUGCGAUUACUGCAGUUCCCAUGUAGUGUAUACCAUUAUACAUAUCUAUAUAUCGGGUUGGAGCCUGGUGUUUGGAGUGGAGGAGCCCACAGACUGUUUCUCCAUUUUGGUCACACUCUGGAAAACCCUAAAUAUGAACUGAUCAUUGAAGCUCAGGACAUGGCUGGUUUGGACGUUGGUUUAACUGGGACAGCAACAGCUACCAUUCUGAUUGAUGACAAAAAUGAUCACUCCCCAAAGUUCACCAAGAAAGAGUUUCAUGCCAUUGUCAAUGAAGGAGUUGUGGGAGUGAUUGUCAAUUUAACAGUCCAAGAUAAGGAUGACCCUACUACUGCAGUCUGGAGAGCAGUCUACACUAUCAUCAAUGGAAAUCCAGGGCAAAGUUUUGAAAUACAUACGAAUCCCCAAACCAACGAGGGAAUGCUUUCUGUUGUCAAACCUUUGGAUUAUGAGAUUUCAGCAUUUCACACACUAUUGAUCAAAGUAGAAAAUGAAGACCCAUUGGUUCUUGAUGUAGCAUAUGCCAGCUCUACAGCCACAGUCCAGAUAACUGUCUCGGAUGUAAAUGAAGGCCCAGUUUUUCACCCUGACCCCAUGACAGUGACCAAGCGUGAGAACAUCACUAUUGGCAGCAUGCUGUUGACAGUAAAUGCCACAGAUCCUGAUUCCUUGCAGCAUCAGACCAUUAGGUACUCUAUUUAUAAAGAUCCAGCAGGAUGGCUAUACAUCAACCCAAUCAAUGGGACAAUUGAUACAGCAGCUGUCUUGGACCGUGAAUCUCCAUUUGUCCACAAUAAUAUAUACACUGCACUUUUCCUUGCAAUAGAUAGUGGUGAUCCUCCUGCAACUGGCACUGGAACUCUACAGAUAAAACUGGAAGAUGUGAAUGACAAUGCUCCUCUUAUUUACCCCACACUUGCCAAAGUUUGUGAUGAUGCCAGAGAUCUCAAUGUGGUCAUUCUGGGUGCAUCAGAUAAGGAUCUCCACCCAAAUACUGAUCCAUUCAAAUUUGAAUUGAAUAAACAAACUGGGUCUGAUAAAUUCUGGAAAAUUUCUAAGAUCAAUGACACUCAUGCCCAGGUAAGCCUUCUUCAGAACCUGAAGAAAGCCAACUACAAACUACCUGUCAUGGUGACAGACUCGGGCACGCCACCUUUGUCAAACACCACAGAACUAAGAGUGCAAGUUUGUUCCUGUAAGAAAUCUAAAAUGGACUGCAGCUCAGCUGGGAUCCCGCAUAUCAGAACCACCUUAGUUCUGCUUCUUUCAUUCUUCAGCUUAGUAUGGCUGUAAGAAAUCCUGACAUUUGAAGCUCUACUCCCAAGUUGCCAUAGCAACGGAAAAAAAAAGAAAAAGAAAAAAAUCGAUCUGAAGACUAAUGUUUACCGUCACUGUACUUCUCAACUAGGCCUCUACUGCUCCAGAUUUCAGUUUUGUCUGCUACUUCACUUAAUUUCUCAAACUCUGCUCCAGUGUCUGACAGCUCCUGCCUUCCUUUGUAAUCGAUGGAAUCCUCUUGCAAGUCCUGAUGGCCACGCAGUUACCCCGAGCGCUGAACGAUCAUGAUCAUGGCAUCUCACUUGACCUGGGAAUGGAAGAAAAAAAAUAUUCAAGGAUGACUACUUGUUUUUGAUAUCUGUUGACAUGUUGCUAUUCAGCUGUUCAAAAUGCUUUGUCUGUGGGUUGGUAUUUGUAUAUGUA
Messenger RNA from Monodelphis domestica (gray short-tailed opossum), 1725 nucleotides. Lineage: Eukaryota; Metazoa; Chordata; Mammalia; Didelphimorphia; Didelphidae. The record is from RefSeq and is a predicted model, not a curated record.